AACUGUCAGUUUCUCAUGACCGGCAGCGUACAGUUGUGCAGUGCAUUCCAUCAAAACAAACCGCAUGUGUUCCACGCACCAAAAUAAAUCACCAAAAUUUUAGAAAUUUGUGAAAAUGUCCCGACGUCCCGAACACAUCGCUCCACCGGAGAUUUUCUACAACGAGGAUGAAGCGAAAAAGUAUACGAACAACACACGCAUCAUCGACAUCCAGGUGCAGAUGUGUGAGCGUGCCAUCGAACUGCUGGCCCUCGAUCCGGACGAUGAUUCACCGCAGCUAAUCCUCGACAUCGGCUGUGGGUCAGGACUAUCGGGCAGUGUGCUCGAGGAGCAAGGACACGUGUGGAUCGGGAUCGAUAUAUCCAACCAUAUGCUGGACAUUGCAAUUGAUCGGGAAGUCGAGGGCGACCUGCUGCUCGGUGAUAUGGGCCAAGGGAUGCCUUUCAAACCGGGUACCUUCGAUGGAGCCGUUUCUAUUUCCGCUUUACAGUGGCUCUGUAAUGCGGACAAAAAGUCACACGUUCCACCCAAACGCUUGUAUCAGUUCUUCAGUACGCUGUUUUCCAGUUUGACUCGCAACGCCAGAGCCGUUUUUCAGUUUUAUCCCGAAACGGCAGAUCAGAUCGAACUGGUCACUUCGCAAGCAAUGAAAGCCGGCUUCUACGGUGGUAUUGUGGUGGAUUAUCCCAACUCUGCCAGGGCGAAAAAAUACUUCCUGGUGCUGAUGACCGGGGGUGUGGCCAAGCUCCCGGCGGCUCUCGGUACGGACGACAGUGAGGGACAGAUUGGAUACAGCCGUAAGCAGGCAGAAUACGCACGAAAUGCACGGGGAAAACCGUUGAAAAAGUCACGCGAAUGGGUUUUGGCCAAGAAGGAAAAGCGAAGGCAGCAGGGUGUUGAAACGCGUAAAGAUUCACGAUUCACGGCACGGAAGCGAAGCGGUAGGUUUUGAAACAUAAAUAUGCUGCUCAUGAGUGAGAAGAAGAAUGAAACUCUACCAACGCGUCGACUUUUGGACUCACGUAGCACAAGGGCCUGCGGUGUAUUGUUAUUGCUCUAAAAUAUGUACAGAUAAAUAAUACGAUAGCUCCAGCCACGCUUAA
This is a messenger RNA of Anopheles stephensi (Asian malaria mosquito), 1103 nucleotides long. RefSeq names its product probable 18S rRNA (guanine-N(7))-methyltransferase. NCBI's taxonomy places the organism in Eukaryota, Metazoa, Arthropoda, Insecta, Diptera, Culicidae. Gene Ontology annotation, biological process: rRNA (guanine-N7)-methylation. Gene Ontology annotation, cellular component: nucleolus. Gene Ontology annotation, molecular function: rRNA (guanine) methyltransferase activity. The record is from RefSeq and is a predicted model, not a curated record. Bases 116 to 952 code for a protein of 278 amino acids. The transcript has 3 exons.